Messenger RNA from Cladophialophora immunda, 1125 nucleotides. RefSeq lists its product as uncharacterized. Gene Ontology annotation, biological process: attachment of mitotic spindle microtubules to kinetochore; protein localization to kinetochore; kinetochore assembly. Gene Ontology annotation, cellular component: kinetochore. Bases 96 to 992 code for a protein of 298 amino acids. The record is from RefSeq and is a predicted model, not a curated record. Lineage: Eukaryota; Fungi; Ascomycota; Eurotiomycetes; Chaetothyriales; Herpotrichiellaceae. The transcript has a single exon.
CAGAGUAAUUAUAGAGUACUAGUCUCCAGCACGUCAACUCCGUUCUACGAUACUAUUCCACGUAUUGACUCGACUCUCUCUGGACGAUAGGAUCCAUGGAUUAUCAAGAUACUCUCGUGGCCCUUCGCGCUCAACAAGCUGCGCAGCCCCUCUCAAUCAUCGCGCUCGCGGAGCCCAUUACCGCGUCACAAACACAUCCUCGAAAGCAGUCAGAGUCGCGAUCCCGUCCUUCAGAUACUCUGUCCACUUCAGAGACUGAAUCAAACCUGCAGGUCACUCCCGCCACCCUCCUCGCCGACCUCGCCCACUACAAAGAACUCUUCUCCAAACUUCGCUUCAGCUACCUCGAACAAGUCACCAAGGAGAAAUACCUGCGCAGCAUCGUAGGAGAUCCCCCCCUCGUCGUCAGCCAUGAAGACAACUUGGUUCUGGAGGAGAGGCUAGCGGUCAUGAAGAGAGAGUUGAAGACGAAAAAGGAGGAGGUCGAUGCCUUGGUCAAGGAGAUGGAGGGACGAGCGAGGGAUGUGGCACACGCUUAUGAGGGCGUCAGAGAGGGCCUGGAUGUGUUGGAAAGAGUUCCUGCAGAGAUUGAGACGUUGAAGGCAGAGGUCGAGAUAUUACAAGCCGAAAUUGUUGCUCGGCAAGGUGACGACAGUGCUCAUCCCGGAAGCGGCGAUCCAAGGAUGCAUCUCUCGCUCACUGCGACGGAACAAGCGCUCGUGGAACAGCGAGAGCGAAAUGCCGAAAUCGAUCGGCAAAUAGCAGAGCUACAGAAACAGAUGCCCGCAAAGGUGCGAGAGGUGGAGAAGAUGGAUCGCGAGCUGGCUGAGUUGGAGAAGAGGCGCAACGAGAGCACAAAGCUGGCAAUCGAGGGAAGGAGGCGGCGUGAGCAAGGAGGGAGAGAUGAAGUGGAGGAAUUGGGGAGAUGGUAUAGAGCGAACGAGGCUGUGAUGAACGGGUUGCUAGGGCUGGAUGAAAAGCACAACUCCUGACAAGAAAAUGAAGGUAUACAGGCAGGGAACGAUGUACUUGUACGGGUAUCUUGGAAGGCUGCCGGCGUUACUGAUAUCCCUCACGAUGAUACCCUAGAUCGAGAAACGGAAAUGAAAUGUGAUGAAGUUUUUG